This is a messenger RNA of Caenorhabditis angaria, 620 nucleotides long. NCBI's taxonomy places the organism in Eukaryota, Metazoa, Nematoda, Chromadorea, Rhabditida, Rhabditidae. The record is from the annotation of a GenBank genome assembly.
AUGAGAUUCCUACCCUGUCUUGUACUUCUGAUCCUUGUUGUUGCAUCGAACACUGCGACAACAACAUCAGUAGCAACAUCUACGUCUACAUCAACAUCCGCACCGACAACAACCACAACUGAGCCAUCAGUAGCUGCAGCGUAUUUGAAAGUGUAAGCUCAUUAGUGUGUGGGCACUAAUUUCUUCCUUAACAUGAGCAAUGUAUAAUUUCAGUAUUCGAAAAGUAGUGAGUCUUAUUGCUAAAGCUGCCAAACUACUCGCUGCUCAAGUCAAGCCAAUUUUCGAAGAUUUUAAUGAGAAGAUCAAUGGUGUCCUUCAAUAUCUUUCCGAUGUUGACAACAUGAUUCUACCAGAUUACGAUCAUUUAGUGUAAGUUCGUAUAGACAUCUAAAAGAUCCGCAAUACAAUUCAGAUCUUUGGAAGCAUCCAUCAUGACUUUGUUGACCACAAUUCCUCUGAUCAAGCAGGACAUCAAGCAAGAUAUGCAGAAUAUAAAUAAAACACAAAUCAUUGAAGCGAUGCAGUAAGUUUUGAAUUUUUCAAGAAAACCAAAGAAAAUUUUGAUUUUCAGACGAGUGCUUGGGAGAAUUCUUGAAAGUCGAUUUGCUAAAUACGAUUGA